Molecule: messenger RNA, 2348 nt
Organism: Diceros bicornis minor
Lineage: Eukaryota; Metazoa; Chordata; Mammalia; Perissodactyla; Rhinocerotidae
Gene: ZNF567
Product: zinc finger protein 567
Exons: 6
Coding region: 230-2170 (646 amino acids)
Biological process (GO): regulation of DNA-templated transcription
Source: RefSeq, a predicted model, not a curated record
GAGACGCUUGGGAGGUGCAGCCGGCGGGGGAGUACGCAGGCGCAGGCGGCUGGCCAGUGGUCCAAGGUGGGUAGUCUCCAGCUGCAAUGGAUUGGGAGCUGGAAAAGGGAAGAGAAGUCAGGGAGAAGAAGAGGCUAACAUGACUGGUACCAUUAUAAUUUAGUGAACCGCCCGUUUUCUAAAGGGGAGCCCAAAGAAAGACUGGUCAUCUUUUGCAAAUCUCAAAGCCAUGGCUCAGGGAUCCGUGUCAUUCAAAGAUGUGACUGUAGACUUCACUCCAGAGGAGUGGCAGCACCUGGAUCCUGCUCAGAAGACUCUAUACAUGGAUGUGAUGUUGGAAAACUAUUGCCACCUCGUUUCUGUGGGGUGUCACAUGACCAAGCCUGAUGUGAUCCUCAAGUUGGAACGAGGAGAAGAGCCAUGGACAUCAUUUACAGGUCAUACCUGCUUAGAAGAAAACUGGAAAGCUGAAGACUUUUUAGUGAAAUUCAAGGAACAUCAAGAUAAGUAUUCUAGAUCAGUUGUAUUCAUCAACCAGAAAAAACUGAUGAAGGAGAACAGUACUGCACACGAAAAGACAUUUACUUUAGGCAAAAACUCUGUUAAGUUAAAAAAUCUACCUCCUGAAUAUGACACUCAUGGAAAGAUUUUUAAAAAUGUUUCAGAAUUAAUCAUCAGUAAUCUAAGUCCUGCAAGAAAGAGACUUAGUGAGUAUAAUGGAUAUGGGAAAUCACUCCUCAAUACUAAGCCAGGGACAGCUCAUCCUGGAGUCAAAUCCCAUAAUCAACGUGGCAGGGUUGUCCGUCAUACUGAAGUGCUUAUGCAAUAUCAUAAGAUGGAAACUCCACAGUCAUUUGGAUAUAACGACUGUGAGAAAUCCUUCCUUAAAAAAGGAGACUUAAUAACACAUAAUAGAGCUUACAGAAGGGAAAACCCAUCUGAAUAUCAUAAAAGGAGAAGAGCAACCAAUAUUGAAAAGAAACAUACAUGCACUGAAUGUGGGAAGUCCUUCUGCAGGAAGUCAGUAUUAAUUCUGCAUCAGGGAAUUCACACAGAAGAAAAACCCUAUCAAUGUCAUCAAUGUGGAAAUUCAUUUAGAAGGAAGUCAUAUCUCAUCGAUCAUCAGAGAACUCACACAGGAGAGAAACCCUUUGUUUGUAAUGAAUGUGGUAAGUCCUUCCGCCUAAAGACAGCCCUCACUGAUCAUCAGAGAACACAUACAGGGGAGAAAUCAUACGAAUGUCCACAAUGUAGGAAUGCCUUCAGAUUGAAGUCACACCUGAUUCGUCAUCAGAGAACUCAUACAGGAGAGAAACCAUAUGAGUGUAAUGACUGUGGGAAGUCCUUCCGCCAGAAGACAACACUCUCUCUACAUCAAAGAAUUCAUACAGGAGAGAAACCCUAUAUUUGCAAAGAAUGUGGCAAGUCCUUUCACCAGAAGGCAAACCUUACUGUACAUCAGAGAACUCAUACAGGGGAAAAACCCUAUAUUUGUAAUGAAUGUGGGAAAUCCUUCUCCCAGAAGACAACCCUUGCGCUUCAUGAGAAAACUCAUAAUGAGGAAAAACCCUACAUUUGUAAUGAAUGUGGGAAGUCCUUCCGCCAGAAGACAACCCUCGUAGCACAUCAGAGAACACAUACAGGGGAAAAAUCCUAUGAAUGUCCUCACUGUGGGAAGGCCUUUAGAAUGAAGUCAUACCUCAUUGAUCACCACAGAACUCACACAGGAGAGAAACCAUAUGAAUGUAAUGAAUGUGGGAAAUCCUUCAGCCAGAAGACAAAUCUCAAUCUACAUCAAAGAAUUCAUACAGGGGAGAAACCCUAUGUUUGUAAUGAAUGUGGGAAGUCUUUUCGCCAGAAAGCAACCCUCACUGUACAUCAGAAAAUACAUACAGGUCAGAAGUCCUAUGAAUGUCCUCAGUGUGGGAAAGCCUUUAGCAGGAAGUCAUAUCUUAUUCAUCAUCAAAGAACUCAUACAGGAGAGAAACCAUAUAAAUGUAAUGAAUGUGGGAAGUGCUUUCGCCAGAAGACAAAUCUCAUUGUACAUCAGAGAACUCACACAGGGGAGAAACCCUAUAUUUGUAAUGACUGUGGUAAGUCCUUCAGUUAUAAGAGAAACCUCAUUGUCCAUCAAAGAACUCACAAGGGAGAAAACAUGGAAAUGCAAUAAAUGAUGUGAUUUCUUUGUGAAGCCUUUUCAAGUUAUUAUAAACCUUUAGUUUAAAAAAGAAAGCAUGCUUAAACAUGUUAAUAAGGUUACUUUAAUCACAAAUCUAAUAAUAGUUAUUAAUUUAAAGUACUAUACCAUAUAACUAUUUCCUGUUUACUAGCAUAUAAAAUGGGUAUGA